AUGAGGAACCGAGACAUUGAAGAAAAUGUGUGGGAGCCCGUUGCUCCCCGCCAUCGCGAGACGCCAGACGUCGAAACUCCCGAGACUAGGCGGGUGAGCCCUACAGAACGAAAGAGGCAACGACCCUCUGUAAGGGAGCGAGAAUCAGAUCAGACAACAACGACCGAGGUUGUAGACCAAGCGACGAUAUUACUGAAUGCGGAGGACCACUUGCAAGUGACGGAAGAUGAUCUUUUAGAAGCCAGGGCGAUCGCAGCGCAAUUCACAUUAGAAGAGGUCAAGCUGUUAAUGCAAAAGGUGCACAAGGUGCAUAGGCACGACCCUAACCUUCCAUUAACAGUGGUGACGAGGAUAGAAGAAUUUAUAGGGAACGAGUCAAUCUUCGAACACCCCGAGAAACACCAGGCUCUUAUCCAAGAGAUGAAGCUUGAGGCUGCGCUCAUAACGAACAGCAGCCCCUAUGCGGAAGUGCGCGCGAUAGUCGAGAACGAAGACGACCCGAACACACCAUGUUCAACCAUUCGAGCCUGGGCCAUUGGUCUUCUUUUCUCAUUCGCUCUGUCGCUCGUCAACCAGAUAUUUUCCAUGCGCCUGCCGCCACUGCUCAUCAUGUCGAGUGUUGCGCAGUUUUUGGCCUAUUUCCUAGGAAAGCUUUGGGAGGUGUCCCUCCCCGACGUAGGGCUGACGAUUCGAGGAGUGCGCCACAGCCUGAACCCCGGACGGUUCUCGCGGAAAGAGCACAUGCUCAUCACCAUGAUGGCCAAUGUCGCCUUUAGCCCGCCGUACACAAACACGGUUGUCUGGAUUCAGUACUUGCCCCACUACUUUAACCAAGCGUUUGCAGGUACUUUCGGGUAUCAGAUCCUCGUCGGCCUCUCCACCAACUUCAUCGGUUACGGCCUAGCAGGCAUCGCCCGACGCUUCCUCGUCUACCCCUCGUACUGCAUUUGGCCGACAUCGCUCGUCACCAUUGCCCUGAACACAUCGCUCCGGAGGGCGUCGCACAAGACCGUCGAAGGGCCGGGUAGGACAAGCUGGAUGUCGUGGAUCGAUCCCCUCAACCGCGACCUAAACACCGUGACCGGGUUCAACAAUGGCCUUGGCCUCAAUCCCUGGCCAACAUUCGACUGGAACGUCCUGCUCUGGGACAACGUUGAUCCCCUAACGAUUCCGUUUUUCAGCACCUUUAACAAGUUUAUCGGUGCCUUUAGUUCCAUGUUUGUGGUCCUCGGCAUCUAUUACAAGAACGCCUACGGCACGGGCUACCUUCCCAUCAACUCGAACCGCUUCUACGACAAUCAAGCCUUCCAGUACCGAGGCUCCUUCGUUAUUGGCGAGGAUCGCAUGAUUGACCAAAAGGGAUACGAGACUUAUUCGCCGCCCUUUAUCUCGGCCGGCAACAUUGUCAUCUUUAUGUCAUACUUUGCCCUUUACACGGCGUUGAUAACGUGGGCCACGCUCUACCACCGACAGGUAAUUGUGGCCAACGCCAAGUCUUGGUGGGCCAGCAUUCGAGGCAAGGGAGAUAGCGAUGGUGCCCGCGUGCCCGAUGUCCACAACCGCCUCAUGGAAUCAUACAGAGAGGUACCAGAGUGGUGGUAUCUCGUUAUCCUCGUCAUUGCUACGGUGUUGGGCGUCGCUGGGGUUGCUGCCUACGAGACGGACACCACGCCGGGUGUGGUAUUCUACGGACUUGCACUCGCGCUCAUCUUUGUCGUGCCGGUGGGCCUCUUGAAGGCCACUACCGGUAUCGAGGUUACGUUGAACGUGCUCGCCGAGUUCAUCGGAGGCGCCAUGGUGGAAGGCAACGCGACGUCGAUGAACUACUUCAAGACCUUUGGCUACGUGACGUGCGCCCAGGCCAUCAAAUUCUCCAACAACUUGAAGCUCGGCCACUACGUCAAGGUGCCCCCGAGGCAAUCGUUUAGCGCGCAAAUCGUGGCCACUCUUCUCUCGACGGUUGUCUGCACCGGGGCUCAGCUCUACCAGAUGCACAAGGUGCCCAACGUGAUAUGGGGCCCCAACGGCGUUUACACGGAGACCCUCAUUGGAUUCCCCCUGGGCGCGGUUGCUGUGCUCGUCAUGUAUCUCAUCUCGACCAAGUUCACCAAGUGGACGUGGCUGAGGCAGGUUCACCCCGUUGCGCUGAUCUAUGGCGGCAUUCAAUGGGCGCCUUACAACAUGAGCUACAUGUGGCCGGCGGUUCCCAUCUCGUGGCUGUCGUGGAUCUACUUUAAGAAGCGGUUCUUGGGGCUGUGGUCCAAGUACAACUACACGCUAUCCGCAGCCUUCUCCACGGCGAUUGCGAUCAGUGGGAUCAUCAUGUACUUCACCGUCGAAUGGUACAACGUUAAGAUCGACUGGUGGGGGACCGAGGUCAACUCAAGGGGAUGCGAAACGACACCAUGCAUCCUGCACCAGCUUGAGGACAUGACGGAAUAUUUCGGGCCUAGGAUAGGCGAAUUUCAUUAG
Messenger RNA from Parascedosporium putredinis, 2472 nucleotides. The record is from the annotation of a GenBank genome assembly. Lineage: Eukaryota; Fungi; Ascomycota; Sordariomycetes; Microascales; Microascaceae.